GGUUCUCGCGCUCUCCUGAUUGUAUUCUUCCGUCCAUCCUCUUGUUUCUCUCACUGUGACACUCUUUCAGAACCCUCGCGAUAAUCGAUUACGGAAAUGACGGUGGAGGUUGUUCCGCACCAGAAUGGCGUCGUUCUGGCAAACGGAGAUCUGAUCAACGGCAACUCUAACCCCGGCGUUGCCGCCAAGAAGUCUCGCGAGAGCGAACGGCGUCGUCGGAGGCGCAAGCAGAAGAAGAAUAAUAAGGCUUCCCAGGCGCAAACGGACUUGACGAACGGGACUGAUGGCGGCGAUAGUGAUGCUGGCGACGAUGAUGCUAAGGAGAACACUAAUCCUCAGCAUGUAGGUCUUCUCUCUUCGGUUGAGAUUGCUAGGGUUUGGGAGCUGAAAUUUGUUCAAAUUGUUGGUUCUUGCUAUGUUCAUGAUGUUUGUUCGUGAUUUGAAUGGAGGAUGAAUUUGAACUGUCCUAAAAAAAAAAAAAGGAAGGGAGUGGGAUUUGUGGUGCGGAAGAGCAGAAAUUAGGGUUUCUCUGUUAAUUUAUGUUGCAUUUAGGUGUGCUUGUUGUGUCGUUGAUAAGUAACUUGGGAAUGAAAGGAUAAGAGAAAA
This is a messenger RNA of Rubroshorea leprosula, 606 nucleotides long. The record is from the annotation of a GenBank genome assembly. Lineage: Eukaryota; Viridiplantae; Streptophyta; Magnoliopsida; Malvales; Dipterocarpaceae.